AAGCCGGACGCAUACCAGGCGCUUAUGAUAACAGCCUCGUGUGUUGGGCGUCUGACGAGGUUAAUACCGGUAUGAAGACGCCCAAUGACUUACUGUACUCACCUUUGCAAUUUAGAGCAAUCUCAGCCACAAGAUGACCACAAUCCCUCCAACAAGUUCACCUCGAUCAUGCUCAACGCCACAAACUUGUAUCAAAAAACCACAGAUCACCAAAUCACUUCCAGCAUUUGAAGAUUAUAAAGAAGGCGUAAAUUCACUCGCAGUUUUGCCUGAUGGACGGCGUAUGGUCUCCUGCUCGAAAGACAGGACGCUUCGUCUGUGGGACUUGAACACAGGUGAUGUGAUGAAGAAGAUGGAGGGACACUACGAUAAAGUACGGAGCUUGGCGGUAUCACGAGAUGGGAAAUUGAUAGCAAGCGGUGAUAAGAGGGGAGAGUUCAUUGCCUGGGAGGGAGAAAGUGGCGAAUCUCUCACCGAAGCCAUCAAAGCCCACUUCUAUGCGAUUUCAACACUUGACUUUUCUCCCAAUGGCGCAGUACUGGCCACUGCCAGUUCAUCAUCGGAUGAGGUGAAGCUGUGGAGUACAGAAACAUGGCAAUUCCAUGGUCUAAUCGUGUGCAGUGGCCAAUAUCGCGACAUAACCCACUGCGUUCGGUAUUCCCCGUCUGGUGAACAUCUCGCCAUCGCGACAACGAAGAACGUCGAAAUAUAUAAUCCAGCCACAAGGCAAUGCGUCGCAAAAUUCAAGGGUCACAAAAAUGAGAACUUAGCACUCGCGUGGAUGCCCGAUGGCACACGGCUGCUCUCGGGAGGCUGUUAUAACGAUCCAAACAUACGUGAAUGGGAUCCAUUGACCUGGCAGCAGGUCGGCGAUCCAUGGACGGACGAUACUUAUAUGAAAUGUGUCCCCACCAUUGCCAUUCAUCCCACUGGCACCCUCAUCGCGUUCGCAUCUGUAGGUGGUCAUGUUGGGCUCUGGCGGAUCUCAGAUCGACGAACCAUCAUGAUCGCCGUUUCCAACUCGGACCCGGGCUGCACCCUGCAGCGUGUCACCUUCUCUACUGAUGGCAGGCGCAUCCUUGGCUGCGGAUGGCUUGAUGAGAUAAUCUCAGAGUGGGCAGUACCCGAGGACGCUUUGGCGGAGGAUGCUCCCAAUGAACAGCCCCUUCGUUAUCUCAUCUCGCGCAAGAAUGCUUUGCCGAAGGAUAUUCCAGAUGAUAACGCGACAAAGAAUGCAAGUCAGCAUCAAAUCAUCCCUCAAUGUUUCGAGAUCCUCGUUAUGAACCCGAGAGCCCGCAAUGCAUGCAUUUUUGGGGACUUGCCCACCGCCGAACGGUCGCUCACACAAGAGAUCAAUACUGAUUCCAAGAACUACGUCUCCUACGCCAAUCGCUCAUUUGUUAUGGCGAGAAAGUUGGACUGGGACCAAGCGCUUCAUGAUGCAACUGCCUCUGUCAGCAUUAAGCCCUCCCUCAUAGGCCAUAUCUGCAAGGGUCUCGCCCUCUGCGGCAAACAACAGCUCUGGGACGCAAUGAAAGCAUUUGACCUCGCGUUCACGUUCACGGACGGAGAUUCAAAGAAGGCUCAUUUUCUUUUCUUGAUCAAGUCCUUCGCGUUGUUCAAUGCAAAUCAAGAUAAAGAGGGUGUGAUCCCCGUCCAAGAACUAGCUAUCCGUCCCAAUCCUGAUCCUCUGGCUUGUCGUGUCGUGGAGGCGUAUAUGCGAGUACAGCUGGGAAUCGUUGCCGUGAAUGGCGCCCGUCACCAUGAAGCUGCUGGCCACUUCACUGCCGCUGUCAAAGCAGGUGCUUUCUUCUCUAAAUUGGACAUUCAUUCUCAGUAUGAGGAUUUUGUCGUGCUUUUUGGCUGGGACCUUAAGUCCUUGUGGCAAAUUGCAAAUCAGCAACGGUGCCAUGCACUACUCCGGACAGCCCGAUUUGGGGCAGCCCUCGAAUCUUACCGACACAUGAUGGACAUGAGUGAUGAAUCCACGAAGGCCAUCUUUCUUGCUUGGACGUCUGAUCUCGAUGAAUUUGAAUGAAGCGCAUUCUACCACUGUCAACGGAGAUGCUGCGUUUUAGUUACCCAUGCAUAUUGUAACACGGAGAUCUCUACGUCAUUCUGAUUUGCACCACGACAUUACCUUUGAGUUAGAGAAAGACAUGAAAUGUACUACAACCCA
Molecule: messenger RNA, 2179 nt
Organism: Suillus clintonianus
Lineage: Eukaryota; Fungi; Basidiomycota; Agaricomycetes; Boletales; Suillaceae
Product: WD40-repeat-containing domain protein
Exons: 8
Coding region: 134-2038 (634 amino acids)
Molecular function (GO): protein binding
Source: RefSeq, a predicted model, not a curated record